GUUUUGUGUCCGAAGUCGUCGUGGAAGCUGCUAGAAAGAUCGAUCCGUGUGUCCGUGUGCUGGAAGUAGCGAGAUAAAUAUGUGGUCGGUGAGGUUAGGCGUCCUGGCGCUGGUACUGGGACUGUUUGGAGUAUCCGGCAUACAGGCACAAAAUGCCACAACAGGACCGAAGGUGCUUUGCUACUACAAUGGCAACCACUCGCUGGCAGAAGGUCUAGGCAAAGUGACCGUGUCCGAUAUUGAACUAGCGUUACCGUUCUGUACGCAUCUUAUCUACGGUUAUGCCCGGGUGAACCCUGAAACGUACCGAUUGUCUGCGCUGAACGAUGAUCUUGAUCUGGACUCGGGAAAGAGUCAUUAUCGCGCAGUAACAACCCUGAAAAAGCGUUACCCCGGUUUGAAGGUGUUCCUGAGCGUCGGUAACUAUUACGAUGUGGGCGAAGAGAAGCCGUUUGAGAAGUAUCUGACGCUGCUAGAGUCGGGUGGAUCGCGUACGGCGUUCGUGAACAGUGCAUACUCGCUGCUGAAGACGUACGACUUCGAUGGGCUCGAUCUGGCUUGGCAGUUCCCGCAGACGAAACCGAAACGAAUCCGCGGAUUUACCGGUAAACUGUGGCAUGGAUUUAAAAAGCUGUUCACCGGUGAUAGCAUCCUGGAUCCGAAGGCCGAUGAGCAUCGGGAGGAGUUUACGGCGUUGGUUCGCGAUCUGAAGAAUGCGUUCGCUCACGAUAAGUUCCAGAUUGGGUACACCCAGCUUCCCCAUGUGAAUCAGACCAUUUUCCUGGACAUUCCGCUGUUGAAGGAUAGCGUUGACUAUGUGAACAUUGCGGCGUACGAUCAGCAAACGCCGGAGCGCAAUCCGAAGGAGGGAGACUAUACGGCACCGAUCUACGAACUGAGCGAGCGCGUCCGGGGUAACAAUGUGGACGAUAAGGUUAAGGCCUGGCAUUCGCUGGGUACCUCGCUGGACAAGAUUAUCGUCGGUAUUGCAACCUACGGGCGUGGAUGGAAGCUUUCGGGUGAUUCGGGUAUAACGGGUGUUCCACCUAUUCCCGCCGAUGGUCCAUCACCGCCGGGGCCGUACACCAACAUUCCCGGUUUCUAUAGCUUUGGUGAGGUGUGUGCUAAACUGCCAAACCCGGGCAAUGCUAAUCUGAAGGGUGCUGAGUAUCCCUUGCGCAGAAUCAAUGAUCCAACGAAACGGUUCGGUCCAUAUGCGUUCCGUAUACCGGAUGAGAACGAUGAGCAUGGUAUUUGGCUGUCGUAUGAGGACCCGGAGAGUGCCGGUAAUAAGGCGGCUUACGUGAAGGCGAAAGGAUUGGGCGGUAUUUCGAUCAACGAUUUGGGAUUGGAUGAUUUCCGUGGCACGUGCUCAGGCGAUAAGUUCCCGAUACUGCGUGCGGCCAAGUAUCGGCUGUGA
Molecule: messenger RNA, 1420 nt
Organism: Anopheles maculipalpis
Lineage: Eukaryota; Metazoa; Arthropoda; Insecta; Diptera; Culicidae
Product: chitinase-like protein Idgf4
Exons: 2
Coding region: 80-1420 (446 amino acids)
Biological process (GO): chitin catabolic process; carbohydrate metabolic process
Cellular component (GO): extracellular region
Molecular function (GO): chitin binding
Source: RefSeq, a predicted model, not a curated record